Molecule: messenger RNA, 1422 nt
Organism: Pelecanus crispus (Dalmatian pelican)
Lineage: Eukaryota; Metazoa; Chordata; Aves; Pelecaniformes; Pelecanidae
Source: RefSeq, a predicted model, not a curated record
AGCAAAAUGACUGAGGUGGUGCUCUGUGGUAUAUAAACACAGGCAGGAGGUGAACCAGCCGGUCUAAGCUCAAGAGACAGCCAGUUCGCCACCAAGGAGCAACCCAGAGCAAUGUCCCUGGCUGGGGUAAGCUGUCUGGUGACAGGAGCAGGAGGAUUUCUUGGUCAGAGGAUUGUCCGCUUGCUGUUGGAAGAAGAGGAGGCGCUGGCUGAGAUCCGACUGCUGGACAAAGCCUUUAGCAGUGAAGCACUUGGGAGAUUUGGAAAGUUCCAGGGUAAGACUGAGGUGAAAAUCCUGGAAGGGGACAUCCGAGAUGUGACAUUCCUGCACCAUGCCUGUCAGGGGGUCUCCCUCGUCAUCCACACAGCUUCCAUCAUUGACACCUUGGGCCUCAUAGAGAAGCAGCUGCUCUGGGAAGUCAAUGUAACAGGUACUCAGCUACUGCUGGAGGCAUGUGUCCGCUCUAACGUCCAGCACUUCAUAUAUACCAGUACCAUAGAAGUGACGGGCCCAAACUGCAAAGGUGACCCAAUUUUCAAUGGUGAUGAAGAUACACCUUAUGAGAGUAUAUCAAAAUCUUCUUACGCCCAAAGUAAGAGACUGGCAGAGGAUUCUGUGCUGAAAGCAGAUGGCCGGGUGUUAAAGGAUGGUGGCAUGCUGAUGACUUGUGCCCUGAGAUCCAUGUACAUUUUUGGAGAAGGAUGCCCAUUUCUUCAAGGUCAUCUGGAUAAGUGUCUGUUGAACAAAAAUGUCUACCUGCGUUUCUCCAGGAAGGAGGCUUUGGUGAACCCCAUCUAUGUGGGGAACAUUGCGUGGGCACACGUGCAGGCAGCCAAAGCCCUACAGGUCCCACAGAAAGCCAAGCACAUCAGGGGGCAGUUCUACUACAUCUCAGAUGACACUCCUCAUAUGAGCUACGCAGAUCUAAAUUACGAGCUGACCAGGGACCUGGGGUUUGGAAUUGAGCCCCGACUCCCCAUGCCUCUGAAAAUGUUGUAUUACUUCUCACUGCUGCUGGAGAUCAUGAGCUUCUUGCUCAGGCCCUUUGUCAGAUACAUCCCCUCCACCAACCGUCACCUGGUCACUCUACUGAACACCCCAUUCACCUUCUCUUAUAGAAAAGCACAGAAGGAUUUUGGCUACAUGCCCCGCUACACAUGGGAAGAGGCUAAGCAGUGCACUGGUCAGUGGAUUGCCUCCAUAAUCCCACAGAGAAGGCAAUACUUGAAAAGCCAGGCUGCCUGAGUCUUAAGAGGAGCUGAGACCUGGCUAAACAAAUAGGGCCUUGAGCCAGAGGAGAGCUGGGUGAACAGCAGCAGCAGCAAACUACAAAGCAUUUAAAUGAAGAAUUUGUGUAACAGCCCCCUCACACCCCUUCCCUCCUCCCCACCCGAACCCAGAAUAAAUAAAAGUGAAAUGUUC